Rotaria sordida is the source of this 267-nucleotide messenger RNA. Lineage: Eukaryota; Metazoa; Rotifera; Eurotatoria; Philodinida; Philodinidae. The record is from the annotation of a GenBank genome assembly.
AUGCAACCAAAAUUAAAUUGGUACAAAGCAGCAAUUGAAAAUAUCGAUUGGAAUGAUGAAAAAAAUAUGGAUCCAACGAUUCAACGGCCAGUUCUCUUUAUAAAAGAAGAGUCAUUUGAUGUAUGUCCUAUCUUUUCUAGUACAGAACAAAGCGAGUUUAUUCCAAAUUAUGAAAUGAUUGAAUUAAAUGCAGGGCACUGGGUAAUGGAAGAAACACCAGACGAAGUUAAUCGAGCAAUUGAUAAAUGGAUUAGAAAAAUCAAAUGA